CGUGCUGCUAGCGUGGGCAUUCUGGCUUCAUUGACUUGCGCAGUGCAAAUGCGCAGAACACAUCAUUCAACAGCUUCGCGUGACACGCGAGAAAACAUGUCUCUUUUAUGGAUCGAUAAUCCACACGUAUAUUAAAUAUAUAGAUUUUUAUGUAUCUUAUUCGCGUAAAUAAAUGUGCCAUCGCUUAUAAUAAUAAAAUUAAGAUUGUUUCAGUGGGGACAAUUAAUUAAUUGAUCGACUAUAUUAUUAUUGUAAAGUAAUCGACAUGGCUGGACAACAACAUCCUUUUCUAUCUGGGUUUCCCAAUGUACAGCAAUCAGCUAUGCGCACUCAGUUUGGCGGUGGACAAAUGGUCUCUGGUUUAAUAGGUCCACAGCAAGGAAAUAUGGUAAGCUCUCAGCAAUUUGGUAUGGGAGUGGGAGUUGGAGUAGGUGUUGGUAACGUUGGCUCUAAUGCCAUGGGAAUGCCAAAUUCUCAACAAGUAUUGGCACAGCAGCAACAACAACAACACUCCAUUGCGAUGCAACAACAAAUGCAGCAGAUGCAGCAGCAACAAUUGCAAUUGCAACAACAACAACAAGCUGCCAUGGUUCAACAGAAUAAUCAAACUAGUAAUCAAGCGACAACACCUCAAACUCCAGUCCCACCUACUCAACCACCGAUGCAACAGCAACAAACUAAGGAAGUCAAUACUGCCAGCUUAUGUAGAUGUGGACAAGAAACAGUACAAGAAAUUGUCAACCGUACUUCAGAACUCUUUCAAUUUCUUAAAAUGCUCCAACCGCCUAAUGGUACAGCACAAGGGGCAAAUAUGGCAAAUGAGAAAAAGAUUAAGAUUUUUGAACAGUUGAAAAUAAUAAAAAUGAUGUUUAAACGUUUAAGAAUAAUAUAUGAAAAAUGUAACGAGAAUUGCCAAUUGCAAGGCAUGGAAUAUACACAUAUAGAAAGUUUAAUUCCAUUGAAAGAGGAAUGGGAUAUGAAAUCUGAUGAAAAGAAGACUUCGGAAGCUUACAGACUCAUUUGUGAAGAGAGCAAAGAAGUGAUAGAGCAAGUGGUAUUAAAAAAUAGGCAUAUUAAAGAAAUAAUAGAUCACUUAAGACGGAUUAUUUCAGAAAUAAAUACAAUGUUAAAUAUGCGUCGCUCAUAAUUCAUUAUUUCAAAAAUUUGAAUUUAUGUUAAUAUGCGACAUAAUGUUUUGAUUAUAAAAACGUAUUUAAUAAUAAAAUGCAAG
Molecule: messenger RNA, 1231 nt
Organism: Camponotus floridanus (Florida carpenter ant)
Lineage: Eukaryota; Metazoa; Arthropoda; Insecta; Hymenoptera; Formicidae
Gene: MED30
Product: mediator of RNA polymerase II transcription subunit 30
Exons: 5
Coding region: 266-1147 (293 amino acids)
Biological process (GO): positive regulation of DNA-templated transcription
Cellular component (GO): mediator complex
Molecular function (GO): transcription coregulator activity
Source: RefSeq, a predicted model, not a curated record